Molecule: messenger RNA, 3241 nt
Organism: Podarcis raffonei (Aeolian wall lizard)
Lineage: Eukaryota; Metazoa; Chordata; Lepidosauria; Squamata; Lacertidae
Gene: DEK
Product: DEK proto-oncogene
Exons: 10
Coding region: 111-1217 (368 amino acids)
Biological process (GO): chromatin organization; regulation of double-strand break repair
Cellular component (GO): nucleus
Molecular function (GO): histone binding; DNA binding
Source: RefSeq, a predicted model, not a curated record
UCUCUCUCUUUUUUAAGAAAUACCGUGGCUGUCCGCCAUCGCUGCUGCUGCUGCUGACACUUUCUCAGAAGUGCCCCGAGGUGCCCGUCUCGCGACGAGAAGAACCAACCAUGUCAUCUGUAACUGAAAAAGAUGGUUCACUGUCUGCUGAACAAACAGAAGAAAGAGAACCGGAAAUUGAGGACAAAGUUGAAGAUAGUGAAGAAGAGGAGGAGGACGAGGAGGAGGAGGAAAAAGAAAAGAGUCUCAUUGUUGAAGGAAAAAGAGAGAAGAAAAAAGUAGAAAGAUUGACCAUGCAAGUUUCUUCAUUACAGAAAGAACCUUUUACAAUUACACCAGGAAAGGGACAAAAACUUUGUGAAAUUGAAAGAAUACAGUACUUUUUAAGCAAGAAGAAAACAGAUGAACUUCGAAAUCUGCACAAACUUCUAUACAACAGACCAGGCACAGUUGCUUCAUUAAAGAAGAAUGUGGGCCAGUUCAGUGGCUUUCCAUUUGAAAAAGGAAGUGACCAAUAUAAGAAAAAGGAAGAGAUGUUGAAAAAGUACAGAAAUGCAAUGCUGAAAAGUAUAUGUGAAGUUCUUGAUUUGGAAAGAUCAGGAGUUAAUAGUGAACUGGUAGCCAGAAUCCUAAACUUCUUAAUGCAUCCAAAACCUUCAGGCAAGCCAUUGCCAAAAUCCAAGAAAACACCUAAUAAAAGUGGGAAAAAGGAACGCAGUAGCUCUGGAACGGCACGGAAAGGCAAGCGCACUAAAUGUCCUGAGAUCCUGUCAGAUGAAUCCAGUAGUGAGGAAGAUGAAAAGAAAGAGAAAGAAGAAUCAUCUGAAGAAGAUAAAGAAAGUGAAGAGGAGCCACCUAAAAAGUCAUCCAAAAAAGAAAAACCCAAGCAAAAGACAGCUGUGAAAAGCAAAAAGGGCACAAAGAAUGCUUACGUCAAGAAAGCAGAUAGCAGCACAACCAAGAAGAAUCAGAACAAUUCCAAAAAAGAAAGUGAGUCAGAGGAUAGUUCGGAUGAUGAGCCUUUAAUUAAAAAGUUGAAAAAGCCACCUACAGAUGAAGAGCUGAAAGAAACAGUGAAAAAGCUUCUGGCCAAUGCAAACCUAGAGGAAGUUACAAUGAAACAAAUUUGUAAAGAGGUGUAUGAAAGCUAUCCCAGUUAUGACUUGUCUGACAGAAAAGUCUUCAUCAAAAAGACUGUGAAAGAGGUAAAUACUUGAUCAAUGGAAUAUCAUGUGAUGAUCCAAAUAUUAAAAGCUGCUCUUUAAAUUUGGAAAUGUUGGGUACCUAGGAAGAUCUCAGUUCCUGAAAUUCCACCCAAAGUUUACUCAUUUAUUAUGCUUAGUUUCAACUCAAUAAAUUUAAAGUAACUUUAAGAUAGUCCCCCUUAUCUAACGUUUCACAGUGUACCCUUAAAGGCCUGUAGUCCAUCCUUAGCCAUAUUUACUUGGAAGUAAGUCCCAUCAAUUCCCCUGGAACUUCCUUCCAAGCAAGCUGUUAAAAUGGCAGCCUUAGCAAUGUGUUUGUGGGAAGUGGGAUUUACAAAGUAGGUUAAAGAUUAAAAGUACACAAACUCUUCUCUUUUUAGCUCAUAUCAUGAUCUAAUGGGAAGAAAACGAAUGCUGCAGACUUGUUCCCGUGGAUUUAAAUAUUUUACAAACACCAGCAAAACCUUUUUUUAAUUUUUGUUUCACCCUUUUGGGUGGGCAUAACAUAGUAUUUAGUCAGGGAUGAUUCUACUGGCUUAAUGUUCUGAGUGUUAAUGGAAAUUACUUUAACUUUUAAAAAUUGCAUUUAAUGCAGUUCUUAGGUUUUUGCAUGGCCAUCAAUGUUCCCUGCUUUUACUUUGUACAUCAUGGAAUUUCUUUGUACAAGCAGAUUUAAUAUAGCUAUUGUAGGUUUUAGUGCGUUGUAAUGUAGAGAAUUUUUUAAAAAUCAGUUGAUACGAAAACUGUUGUAUCUGUAUGUACACAUGCUAAGACUGUCAAAUACUGCAGUAUUGGGCAUUACUUUUAAUUUGAAUACAUACCAUUCAUUCAGGAAGAAGUCACAUGUCCUGAUCAUGAAUGCUCUAAAUUAUGUUAUACUAUCUUGCAUGUGUAAGAUAUCUGAGAAUUGUGAAGAGCAUAGUAACUUGCAAAUUGUUAUUUUUGUACUUUUAAAAGCGUUCUGUUUGUAUAUAUAUGCUUAAAAACAGGUUGUCGGGUUUUUUUAAAAAAAUCAGUGUGUUUUAGAAGAUUUAUGACCAGUGUCAGUGUUCAGGAAUGAGGCUGAAAUUAAUUAGGAAACAAGUUUAACUAGCAUUUAAAAAGAUGGUGUUUCUUGCCUUAUAAGGGAAUAAUUGCACUCAUAUUUUUCAGUGUUUAACUUGCUAGAGUGGACUACAGCUAAUUUUGUUCCAAAGGCUUGACAUGAUACCCUACACCAAAGGGUGACAAACCUCUACCCUGUUGGUCUAAUUAGGUCCAGCAGGGGACUGCUUCCAAAUUAUGCCCACUUGCCCAGCCCCACACAUAACUGAUGUCAAGUGGGAGGCAGGUAAAGGUGUAGCCUUCACUUUGAAGUACAUUUCCCAACAGUUCUACUGAGCUUACAUACUGAAAUAAAUACAUAGGAAAAACCAAAACAGCUUUGAGAAUUGCAGUAAGUAUAAGAAUCUUCUCUGAAGGUAUGUGAGCUAAGUUCAUAUGCAAUUUUUGGUGUUCAGCUGUUCUAGAAUCCCUAUAAAAUCAAGCUCCCUUAUGGUAAGGAAUAACUUAACGAUCUUUGUGGUAUCCACUGGACAGGUUUCCUGUGUCUGUAUCCAAAAUUAGGCUAUAUUGAUAAAUGAAUAGGUGUUUAAAUGUAUUAAUAGACACCUGCUGCUUUGAUUCAGUGUAAGCUUUGAAAUUUAAAACCUCAGUUUUGCAAACAAUUGUUCAUGAAGUUUUAUUUAAUGAAAAGUUUCAUGAAACUUUUUGUUAAUGUGCACACAUGAUCAUGACUUAAAGCUCUCAAUAAAUGCCAAACAAGUAUGUGUCAUAAUGUGAAAUGUAACUAGCCCCCUCCAUUACUGUAUUGAUUAUAAGUUCUGCUAAUGUAUUGUUCAGGAAUCAAAAGUCACAGACCUAUGUUCUGAAACUAGUCGGCAACUAGUAAGCUGAUCAGUCUAUCAUUUUUACUGCUUUCUUUGCAUGUGAUCCUUUAUAUUAAGGCUGAGUGUAACUAAGUUUUGUAUUCAAUAAAUGUCUUUAAGAAAAAUGUA